Messenger RNA from Stereum hirsutum FP-91666 SS1, 1638 nucleotides. RefSeq names its product cytochrome P450. The transcript is spliced from 13 exons. The record is from RefSeq and is a predicted model, not a curated record. Gene Ontology annotation, molecular function: monooxygenase activity; oxidoreductase activity, acting on paired donors, with incorporation or reduction of molecular oxygen; heme binding. The coding region runs from base 1 to 1638 and encodes 545 amino acids. NCBI's taxonomy places the organism in Eukaryota, Fungi, Basidiomycota, Agaricomycetes, Russulales, Stereaceae.
AUGUCGAUCCUCUUUGACGCUAUUCUGGUGCUGACUUCACUUCCCGUGCUACUCGUCCUCUUUGUUCUCUUCCGAGUCGCCAGGCAGUACGUCAGGCAGGCUUCCCUCCACAAUAUCCCUGGACCUCCGCCAGAUUCGCUUUUCACUGGUAACUUAAAGACAUUGUUCGGCUUAGAUUCCUGGGGUUUUCACGCUCGUAUUGCGAAGUCGUAUGGAGGUGUAAUCCGGAUCUGGGGUUUCCUUGGAGAUACACUAUUGUAUAUCAGGGACCCCAAGGCACUAUAUCAUAUUCUCAUCAAGGAGCAAUAUGUAUUCGAAGAAACAGAUAUGUUCAUCAAAACGAGCGCGGCAACAUUUGGAAUGGGACUGCUGAGUACUCUUGGGGAGCAUCAUCGUCGCCAGAGAAAACUUCUCAACCCUGUCUUCUCCAUCAAACACAUGCGCUACAUGAUCCCUAUCUUCUAUAGAAUAUCCCAUCAGUUAACCGACGUGUUGAAGAAGAAGAUAGUUCAAGCUGAUGGUACGGCGGAGAUCGAUGCCUUAGAUUGGAAUACUCGCGUUGCGCUCGAGCUCGUCGCUCAGGGAGGCUUGGGCCACUCGUUCAACAGUCUCGACGAACAUUCCGAGAGCCCCUAUACCACUGCUUUGAAAAGUUUCGUACCUUCCCUCACGAGGCUGAACCUUUGGCGACAGUUGUACCCGUGGGUGGCUAAUCUCGGUACCCCGGCUCUACGACGGUGGGUCGGUCAAAAUCUUCCUAUGCCGGACCUCAACCGGUUGGUGUAUUUGACGGAUGUCAUAUACGAGACGUCGAAGAUGAUAUUCAACGCGAAGAAGGCAGCAUUGGAGAAGGGUGAUGACGCUGUUGUGCUACAGAUUGGAGAGGGGCGAGACAUUAUGAGUGUUCUGAUGAAAGCAAAUAUGGAGGCCGACGAGAAGGACCGUCUACCCGAGAUCGAACUCCUAGGCCAGAUGUCAACACUUACCUUCGCGGCUAUGGAUACGACCUCCUCAGCUCUGUCCCGGAUACUACACCUUCUGUCCAUGAACCCAGAGGUUCAAGAUCGCCUGCGUGAAGAGUUGAUUAAUGCCCGGAAAGAAAUUGAAGGUGACUUUGAUUACGAUACGCUCAUGGGACUGCCAUACCUCGAGGCAGUCUGUCGCGAGACUCUUCGCAUGUAUCCUCCCGUCACUCAGAUUUUGCGCACGACCCGCAAGGAUACCAUACUUCCAUUGGGAACGCCAUUAUCUGUCAAAGGAAACACAGUUUCGGAGCUCUUCAUACCUUCCAAUACGACCAUCAGCAUAGGCAUCAAAACCGUGAACACUUCUCCAGAGCUGUGGGGCCCUGAUGCGGGCAAAUGGAACCCUGAGAGGUGGCUUUCGCCUUUGCCCGAGAGCGUCACGAAUGCUGGUAUCCCUGGGGUGUACGCAAAUACCUUGACUUUCCUUGGUGGCGGACGUGCAUGCAUCGGCUUCAAGUUCUCUGAAUUGGAGAUGAAGGUGGUCCUCUCCCUUCUAGUGACGAACUUCCGGUACUCGCCAUCCAAGAAGACCGUCGAGUGGAAGUCUACCAACAUUGCCACACCGAUGGUGGACGGAAAACCCUCACUGCCGCUCCUCAUGUCGCGGAUAUAG